Molecule: messenger RNA, 651 nt
Organism: Fusarium venenatum
Lineage: Eukaryota; Fungi; Ascomycota; Sordariomycetes; Hypocreales; Nectriaceae
Source: RefSeq, a predicted model, not a curated record
AUGGGAAGAAUUGAUAUGGAACUCGAACUCACCGGCCUAGCCACUCUGGCUUCUAAGCUCAACCUCGACUGUCCGGAGUCUUUCGAGAAUCCAAGAAGCAUUGCUCGCUAUCAAGAAUACCCUUUUGCUCGCUUUAACCACGACGAGGAUCAGCCUGAUGUCAUUGACAAGAACAGUGUCGAGUAUCGUGUACGCCUCGCUAAGGUCAUUCGCGCUCUCGACAAUGCCUACGAAAAGACUUACACGAAGUACCAAGCCCGCAAGGCUGACUACAUUGCAGAGCUGGAGGCAGACGAACAGCGAAUGUGGAACCGUUAUAUUCUCGACCCAGCCUACAAGAAGUCGCCCAUCGAGGGUACGAAGAUCACCGGCUUUGACCGCAUCAGCUUUCAUGAUACAUUUGUCAAGGAAACCCCCGACUACAGUGACCUGCAGGAUCUGCAGUGUCAGGUGUACUACAUUGGAAGGCUGCUCCGCAUUGGGCGCAUGGAGAAGGCUCGGCUGGAUGGUUCUGACUCUUUUGUUUAUCUUCGUAACGAGUGGGCGAAUAUGGCUGGUAAUAAGUUUGACGAUGUCUCUGUUGACAGUAACCUUGACGAUGGCUCUCAAGCUUGGUCUCGUUCUACUUUCCACAACGCCAUUUAUGAUUAG